GCCAAAUACGAGCGAGCCGACGGGCGGUUGGGCGCAGGGCGAACCGGACGGGGCCGGCCGCGGCGGGGCUUCGCUGUUCCCGGGGAUGUGACGGGGAGCGUCGGCUUCCCGCCGCCCGGCCGCUCUUCUCCUCGGGCAGGCAACUAUGGAGUGUCGAAAUAAAACUGGAGUUCCAGCCCGGAAGCUAAUCCAAGCUCGGCUGCCCUUCAAGCGCUUGAACCCCAUACCAAAGGAGAAGCACGACACCGACCCCGAAGUCAAGAAAGCCAGGAGCGUGCAGCACCUCCUCAAUCAAAACACACCCCACCCCGCCUCACCGCACCCAUUAUCGGACAAUGUGGAAAACAGUUGUGAGGAAGAAUCGGAAUCCCACGUUCCAAAACUGGUUAACGGCAAGGGCCCUCUGGAUAACUUUGUGCAGAAAAGUAAAAAAAAGGAGACGAUUCCGUCUCCGUUCUUCAUAGACUUGACGGACAACCCUCCUCACAGACCGAAUGAUAACAUGGGUGGCACCAAGCCCAACGUCAAAAUAGCAUCUUCUGGGGAAACCUCGAAGGAGAAAGGAGGCCAGGCUGAUCCCCCAAAUUCCUCUUGUGACCCCCAAGGAGAUCCCUGUUUAGAAACUGGCUUAGACGUAACAGAUAAGGAACUUCCAAAUGCGGGGUACGCUGGGAUCCAAACCAAUACCUCCAAAGAGGAUAAACCUCCAAAUGUCAUAUUUGAACGGAAAAUGCCGGUCGUGGUUCUGGAGGACAUCUUGGCCAGCAGGUCUCCUCCAGCUGCAGCUUUGGAAAGGAGCGUGACAUCUGAAAACGAAACCAUGGAGUCUUGUCCCGAAGAGGACGACACGCCUUGUACAAAUUCCUCCUCCAGUUCUCUCUCUCUCACCAGCUCUCCUGAGUCUCGGGCGACCACGGAGCACGACGUCGCUCCGAUAGCUGCUUCAACGCCGAUUUGGCAGGCUUCUCCAAAAGUCCAUCGAAGUUCAGAGGAGAAGGAGAAACUCAGGCUACAGAGGGACCAAGAACGUGCAGAAAAACUUCAGAAGCUGCAAGCUGAGCAGGAGGAGAAGAGACAACUGAAAAAGGAAGCCAAAGCUGCCAGAGAACGUGCCCGCGAGGAGGCGAAGAGGAAGAAAGAAGAAGAGAAGGAGCUGAAGGAUAAAGAAAGGAGAGAGAAAAAGGAGAAAGACGAAAAGGAGAAAGCUGAAAAACAACGAGCAAAAGAAGAAAAACGGAAAGAGAGACAGGAAGCCCUGGAGGCAAAAUUAGAAGAGAAAAGAAAAAAAGAAGAAGAAAAACGCUUAAAAGAGGAAGAGAAGCGCCUCAAAGCAGAAAAGGCAGAAAUCACCCGGUUCUUUCAAAAACCAAAAACCCAGCCUGCUCCAAAAACUCUCGCGGGCUGGUGUGGAAAGUUUGCUCCCUUUGAGAUCAAGGAGAACAUGGUCCUCGCUCCGCUUUGCCGGGUGCCCUUUGAUCAGGACCUCUUCGACCGAGUAGACCGGUCCGUGCAAGAGCAGAGCGGCGACUCUUCUUUCUUGGAAGAACUGAAGGGUCGGGAUCCUAGGAAAUCGGAGCCCACCCUUGUCGGCAGCCCCGAUGCUGACGGGAUUAAUAGCGAUGUCGUUAUUGUGGGUAGCAGCCAGGCAGAAGAUGUGCCUGAAAGGAAGAAAUUUGGAAGAAUGAAGUUACUGCAGUUCUGUGAGAAUCAUCGGCCUGCCUACUGGGGCACGUGGAACAAGAGGUCUUCCUCAAUAAGGCCCAGAAACCCUUGGGCCAAAGAUAUGAAGCUGCUGGACUAUGAAGUGGAGAGCGAUGAAGAGUGGGAGGAGGAGGAGCCGGGCGAGUCCCUCUCUCACAGCGAAGGGGAUGAGGAAGAAGAUGGAGGAGAGGAGGAAGAUGAGGACGAUGGGUUUUUUGUUCCCCAUGGAUACCUUUCGGAGGACGAAGGCGUGAGUGAAGAACGUGAUCCCGAAAACCACAAAGCUCGCCAAAAGCUGAAAGCCAAGGAGUGGGACGAGCUGAUCACCAAGGGGAAGAGGUUCCGCGUCUUGCAGCCGGUGAAGAUCGGCUGCGUUUGGGAAGGCAAGCCGAGCAGCGCCAUCAGCGCCGCAGAAAUGGGAGUCCUGCAGCAAUUUGAAGCUACUUUCCUGGAGUCCGGCUUUGCCGAGGAAGACUUGAUCGAGAAAAGCAACAAAAAGAAGACAAAAGACCAGCAAAUUCUGGCCCAGCUGCUCCCGCUACUUCACGGCAACGUGAACGGGAGCAAAGUCAUCAUUCAGGAGUUCCAGGAAUGUUGCCGCUUGGGGUUGCUGUCGGAGCCCAGCAGUCCGGAGCCCUCCCUGGGCAGCGGAGAUGCCAGCCCCAAGGUCUGCCAAGGGCAGACUCCGGCCUGCGAGAACGCCCUCCCUUCCAAAGCCAGGCUGAAGAGGAUCAUCUCCGAGAACUCCGUCUACGAGAAGAGGCCCGAGUAUCGGAUGUGUUGGUACGUCCACUCCGAGGUCCUGAAGAACUUUGGCCAGGAGCACCUGCCCGUGCCCUGUCAGUGGAACUACAAUACCCAGGGUCCAUCCGUGGCCAGGGAAGAAGCGGGCGGUUUGCAAGGAGGGGCGGCGGCCCAGACCCCCCCAGUCUCCGCAAAACGGAAGUCAACGCAAAGCAUGUCGAUAACCAAGUUCAUGAGGAGACCUGCGGGGACCGAGCAGACCGAAACCGCAGAGAUGGAUGGAUUUCAGGCAGACACGGAGGAAGAGGAUGACGACGAAUGCAUUAUUAUAGAUGUACAGCCAAAUCCAGGCAAGCCGGCUGACUCAGCACCUGGACGGAGGACCCCUGAAGCAGAACCAGCGGCGGCGGCGGGCAGCAACUUCCCCAAGGCCUUUUGAUAUACACACCCCUACUCUUCCUCUCCCCCCCCCCUUUUGUACGUAUGUAGAAUUCUUUUAGCUUGCUGUAAAACCCUUUGUGUACCUUUUGUGUGUUUUUUUUUGGGGGGGAGACGAGAUACUUGAACAUUCUGUGUUCCUUGUAAAGAGAAGACAGCACUUUGUUCUGCUUCGGACUGGUGGAAGCUCAAGACAAUAUGUUAGAAGGGGGGGGGGCUGUAGGUGAAUAAAAUAUAGGGCAUAUAAUCUCUCUAAUAAAAGCAUUAUUGAGUUUUUGAAGGGCUCUGUAGAGGAUGCAGUGGUGUUUUUUUCCUCCCCUCUCCCCCGCCUAGAUUGAAAAGUGUGUUUAAUCUUUGGUUUAUGGCUGCUCAUAUGAAAAUGUCUGCUUCUAAAACAAGAGAUUCUUUA
Molecule: messenger RNA, 3292 nt
Organism: Crotalus tigris (Tiger rattlesnake)
Lineage: Eukaryota; Metazoa; Chordata; Lepidosauria; Squamata; Viperidae
Gene: CHAF1A
Product: chromatin assembly factor 1 subunit A
Exons: 15
Coding region: 146-2884 (912 amino acids)
Biological process (GO): nucleosome assembly
Cellular component (GO): CAF-1 complex; nucleus
Source: RefSeq, a predicted model, not a curated record